AUGGAUAAUAGAAGAAUCUCAAGACCUUACUCGUCCAAAGAUGUUUCCGGACAUAGAGGAAACCGGGGUUUAUUCUCUAGGGUGAAAAGGUUCUUCAAUUCUCAAUGGACUCAUAAUAAUAAAGAGGAACAAAACAUAGAAAAAAAUCAGGCCAAAUUACAUUUCCAAACAAGUUCAAAUACAAAUCCGAAUUCUCAAACAGAUUCAGACAUUAGCUCAUUUAGAACACCUUCAAAUUCCAGGGUUAAAACGGUGGAUAACCAGGGCACACCCAAUGAGACAUUGUCAAGUUUCUUUCAUGAAAAAGGUAGCAAUCCUUUGACAGCCACUGAAUACGAAGAAGUUCUUUCGUUAAUUUCUAAAUCUCGAUCUCGUUCGGCUACCCCUGCGGUUAUAAAAGAUGACCACACGACACCUCGUAAUGCUAAAAACGACUCCACCUUUUCUACACCAUUGAAUCAACGACUUAUAAAGAACAAUGCUCCGCCUACGGUUUUCUCCACACCAGAAUAUAAACCAGUUUAUCAAACUAUUGUUGAAAAGUCAACCCCUAGAAAUAUACCGACAGUUAAACGUGUGUACCAAUUUUCUGGACUCCCGUCACCUUACAGAACCAGAAUAAGUGUCCCUGCAUCAUUAAAAAAACAAAAGCGAGAGGAAACUGAAUUGACGUUACCCUCAGAGCACUCUUCGCCCCUUAUAAACCGAGAUGAACAGAAAAGUGAAACUGCUAGUGCUAUCUUGUCAAUUUUAGAUGGGGAAAAAGAUACCACAUCGACAAAAGCGGAGGAUAGGACUUCAAAAAGAUCACGUAGUGAUACAUUAAAGGCAUUCUCAAAUCCGUAUGCUACGUCACAUUCUUUAAAGAAGAAAAAAACGAAGCACUCUCCAGCACCUGUCAUGUUGACUACAGAUGACAUAACUAAGAGCAUUUCCUAUAAUAAAACAGAAGAGUUACCGGCCAACUCGCUGAUUUUUUCAAAUGGCGCAGACAAGGAAGAAAAACUUGAUGGAGUAUCUUCACAACCUUCUUUGCCAAAGAGUGGAGGAGUGGACUCUGUAACAACUAAGAGUGCUUGGGAAGUACCGUCUUCCAAUUCGGUAACAAAGACUUUUGACCUCAAUCGAUUUAGUACUGAGCCGCACUUGAAAACAUCAAAGGUACCAUUGAAAACCUUGAAUAACUCUAUUAAAUUCGAAUUUCCUAACGUUACUCCGGCUCCAGUGGUUUUGAACCAGGAAAAAGUAAUUAGAUAUAGAAAUUUAUUCGAGUUUUAG
Priceomyces carsonii is the source of this 1278-nucleotide messenger RNA. It is a transcript of the gene NUP60, whose product is annotated as FG-nucleoporin. The transcript has a single exon. NCBI's taxonomy places the organism in Eukaryota, Fungi, Ascomycota, Pichiomycetes, Serinales, Debaryomycetaceae. Gene Ontology annotation, cellular component: nuclear pore nuclear basket; nuclear pore. Gene Ontology annotation, biological process: intracellular mRNA localization; mRNA export from nucleus in response to heat stress; NLS-bearing protein import into nucleus. The record is from RefSeq and is a predicted model, not a curated record. Gene Ontology annotation, molecular function: structural constituent of nuclear pore. Bases 1 to 1278 code for a protein of 425 amino acids.